CUCUCUCAGCUGCCCACGUCGACCAGCGCGAUUCAAGUGUUCGAAUUGGUGGCCGCGCUGGCGCCAAAAGACGUCCAAGAAAGCCUCGUGGCGCGUCUCUUCGCGCUGGACGGCACCAAGGAUAUCUCCGGCGUGACCAUUCUCAUCCCGCGGUCAGAUCCCCUCAGCACAGCGCCCUAUGGCUACGCGUCACUGGACAACUCCACGCGCAAGUACAACCAGGCGCUGUACGACGCGCUCAAGCUCAUGAACAGGGCGGGAAGCUCAAGCAAGGGCGAGUGGUCGACGGCCCUUCUGAACGUCUCUGCUAUCGUCGCCGGCACGCUGUCGGACAUCUGGAAGUUCUAGAUCGUCAAGCAGUACAUCCUUUUCGGC
Closterium sp. NIES-67 is the source of this 375-nucleotide messenger RNA. Lineage: Eukaryota; Viridiplantae; Streptophyta; Zygnematophyceae; Desmidiales; Closteriaceae. The record is from the annotation of a GenBank genome assembly.